Hibiscus syriacus is the source of this 1028-nucleotide messenger RNA. RefSeq names its product ras-related protein RABA1f-like. Gene Ontology annotation, cellular component: endosome. NCBI's taxonomy places the organism in Eukaryota, Viridiplantae, Streptophyta, Magnoliopsida, Malvales, Malvaceae. The coding region runs from base 130 to 783 and encodes 217 amino acids. The record is from RefSeq and is a predicted model, not a curated record. Gene Ontology annotation, molecular function: GTPase activity; GTP binding. The transcript has 2 exons.
CCAUUUAAAAAGGUAAAACAAAAAAAUUUCUAUAAUGCCACUAAUCUCAUCCAUUUGAUAAAAAAUUUCCUCGUAAAUUUCAUAUUUUUAUUUAAAAAAAAGAGUAAAAAUCCGACCCGGUAAGCCGAAAUGGCAGCAUAUAGAGCGGAUGACGACUACGAUUAUUUGUUUAAGGUGGUGUUGAUCGGAGAUUCGGGUGUCGGGAAAUCGAAUUUGUUGUCGAGGUUUACCAGAAACGAAUUUAGCCUUGAAUCAAAAUCCACAAUCGGAGUCGAAUUUGCCACCCGAAGUAUUCGGGUCGAGGAUAAAAUCGUUAAGGCCCAGAUUUGGGACACCGCUGGACAAGAAAGGUACCGGGCGAUUACAAGUGCAUAUUACCGAGGAGCUGUUGGUGCAUUGCUCAUCUAUGAUGUUACUCGUCACGUCACGUUUGAGAAUGUCCAAAGAUGGCUAAAGGAGCUUCGAGAUCAUACAGACUCUAGUAUCGUGAUUAUGCUCGUUGGUAACAAGGCGGACCUGCAACACUUGUUUGCUGUUUCCACUGAUGAUGCUAAGGACUUUGCCGAGAGAGAACACACCUUCUUUAUGAAGACAUCUGCCCUUGAUUCUACGAACGUUGAGGAUGCAUUCACUGAAGUACUAACUCAAAUAUAUCAUGUGGUCAGUCGAAAAGCACUCGAAGGAGGGGAUGAUUGUAGAGUAUUGCCAAAGGGACAAACCAUCAAUGUUGGUGGAUCGAGGGAUGAUGUCUCAGCCGUCAAGAAAGACGGCUGCUGUACUUGAUAUGUCAUUUCAUUAGGUAUAAGACUUUCCUCACUACCUUGUGAUCCUUGAGCUUCCUCGAGAAUCGACGUCGUAGUUGAAGAAAAUUGUCUCCCCGGAUAUCCUUCGUUCAAUUGAUCUCUGCUAGUUUUUCAUGAUUCUUUAGGGUGUUCAUCUUCCUUUUGUAAUGUUCCAUUUCACAGCUUUGAUAGUUUUUGUUGUACUCGAUUUCUUUACAACACAUAGUUUGUUCAGACAGGUAUAGU